AUGGGUAUCAUCGGGUUGAUGAUUGCUCAAAACAAUAAGGAUGAUGAUACUGAACCAAUCAAACCUUUAAUAACAAAAGGUAACAAUGUAAAUGUAAAUGUAAAUGGAUCAUAUGAUCAUUUUAUUGAACACUGUAGAGACAAUGGUGAUAAUGAUGAUGAAUCAAAGUUGAUUAAAAUAUUUGAUGAUAAAGAUGGAAUGAAUAGAAUCAAUAGGAUACAAAAUAAUAAUAAUGCUGACUUUCAACAACCUUGUAAAAGAAUGGUUACAUCUAUUAAAAGGUUUAGAAUGGUAUUGGAUAUGUAUACAAAUGAUGGUGUAUUGGAUCGAUUGACAUUGGGUCGAGUGGGACAAGGACAAAGUGCUACGGCAUUGGUGGUUGGUGGAAAUGCUGUCUCUUCAAGUCUACAAUUGCAUUAUGAAAAUAUUGGAGAUACGUAUCUGUCGCAUUGUGCCACUCUUGGUGCCAUUGCAUCGUUGCCAAAGAAUAUACAAUCUCGAAUCCUCCACCACUGCUACACCAAUCAAAAGACGGAUCGUAAAGGGAUGCUCUAUGAAACACACCAACUAUUCUUUCGUGGCACAUCGUAUUACCAAGACCAAGAGGAUCGGCUAAAAAAAGGAAUCCAAGAACUUGUCAAGACCCAACAAUCAGGUGAAUGGAUAAGUGAACGUGAAAAGAGUGAUAUUCACGAUUAUUACAACCAAAGCUGUGAUAAUAGAUCUCGAACUAGUUAUAUGUAUAAUGUGUAUGGAUAUACACAAGACAAUCGAAUGGGUAAUGCAUAUACUGUAACCGAGUUGUACCUAAUUGGAACGGAUCAAAUAGAAUUGGACAAAAGAGUUGGUCAAACUGUUCAAGAGAUUAGUAUAGCAUUUAGAAACACCCCAUACCACGUUGUAUACACGUCGUAUAGUUUUCUAUUUAUUCCAAGGUAUCCAUACCGUCCUGUAGAGUUGAUAUUUGGUGCCAAAUCCAAAUAUGACAGUGUUGAAAGACUGCUACAGACUCAAAUGAAAGUAGAUAGUUGCUGCUUUGUGUAUGACGGGAGUAAUGUAUAUACUCUUGCACGUGGUAUACGGUCAUUUAUGACAGCUACCAAUAUUAUAUUAUCUGGUCGUUCUCAAAAUCAUAGAGUUGGUGUUGAACUUGAAAAUCAACGACACUAUGGUUUCGCCACUCAAUGCAUAGAUGAUACAACAUGUAGUAGUAUAGAGCGUGUAAAUUGGAAGAGUGUUCCAUUUUUCAGUGCAUAUCCUUUGGAUGCCAUCCAACCACCACCAUCACAAUACGAUGAAAACAAUAGUUUUUACAUUCGUUACUGUGCAUUUCAACAACUCGACUAUUUUUGGGCAUCAGAGGCCCAAUCAACUAAGCAUCUUCAACGUCUACUUGUCCCGUUCUAUUCUUCAUUUUUGUCAACUACGCCACACAUGGGAUUGACUGAAUUCUUUAAUCAACAUUAUUAUCGUCAACAUUUAUUGGUCAACUUGUCAACAACAAUCAACAGUCAACAACAUGAUGAUUGUAAAAGAUCAUCGCUGAUUUCAAUCAUUUCAUCAACCUAUGAAAAGAAUCAAGAAAAGACAGUACUGAUAACCAAUGCAAGUAAGAGACCUGGGUAUCAGGUAGCAUGUCAGUUACUAGACCUCGGAUUUAAAGUGAUGGUCAUGACAAGAUUCCCAUACCUCACAACCAAACAAUUCUACCAACACGACAAUUACCAACAAUGGAAAAAGGAUAAUUUACAAAUCAUAGUUUGUAAUGUAUUUGAUCCAACGAGUGUACAACAAUUUGUUGAUCAUCUACAAAUUGAAAGCAUUCAAACGAUUGAUAUUCUAAUAGAUUGUACAACCUUUGAAAGAUUAUUUAUCAAACAUAAACUACAUCGACAACAACAAUCAAUCAACUACAACUCUAUUAAUAAUGAUAAUAAUAAUCCCUAUAUUGAAUUGAUGAAACUUGAUGAAUUUUAUUUCACCGAGACAAAAGAUCAAUUAGAUAUACAUAUAUGUGUUCCCUCCUCCUCCUCCUCCUCCUCCCCUUCAUUAGAAUAUUUUCAAUAUAUUCAAACGACAACCGACUCCUCCCAACAACUAGAUGAUAUUUUCAAAGAACACUCAAACGAAAAAUAUAGUCACUUUUACAAUAAUUGGAGUAAAUCUAAAACUUACCUACUCCAACAAAAAAUGGAUCAUAGUCAUUCUAUUUCAAUCCUUUUAGAGUUGAUAAAGAAGAAUAAUAAUAAUAAUAACAAUAACAAAUCAUAUUAUAUUAAAUUUUUGUCACCAUAUACACCAUUUAUUUAUCAACCUGAGGAAUGUAAUAAUAAUCAAAUACAAACUAUCAAUAUUUCCCUUCAAAGAGAAUAUUCUCCCCAAGAUUCUCGACAAGGACAACAAACUAUAACAAAACCUGAAAUAUUCCAUGAUGACCAAGACUAUAUCAAACGACAACCAUCGACCAAACAAAAAAGUAUAACUACCGAUACCAAUUUAUUAGUCAUUGCAAUUUUAGAAAAUGAAAUUAUUAAAUAUAUAUCCAAGGAUUUAAAUGUUUAUCUUUAA
Messenger RNA from Cavenderia fasciculata, 2568 nucleotides. RefSeq lists its product as uncharacterized. Bases 1 to 2568 code for a protein of 855 amino acids. Lineage: Eukaryota; Evosea; Eumycetozoa; Acytosteliales; Cavenderiaceae. The transcript is spliced from 2 exons. The record is from RefSeq and is a predicted model, not a curated record.